GGUUUUUCCACAAAGAGCAUAUUCCAACUAUAUAUAUAUUGGAUGUGCAUAUCUGCAUGUCAACCUCUUCUCCUGCUUCUUUCAAAUUUCAAUCUCCUUUCCAAUUUCUUCAAAAUCUCUUCUUUUUAUUUUAUUUUUAUUUUUAUUAAAAAAGAAAAUCUUUUUUCUACAAAAAUCUUCCAAACCAAUCCUCAAAAGAUCUAACCAACCCAAAUUUUCAAUUUUCAUCUUCAAAUUUAGUUAGAAUUCUCACAAUCCUUGAAUCUCUCCCCCUAAAUCUCGCUUACCCAUAUCUCUAUAUAUCUCAAACAGCAAAACCCAGAGUAGUUGUUUAUUUCCUGACAAUGGUGGUGAAGAUGAUAAGGUGGCCUCCAUGGCCUCCUCUGUUGUCGAAGAAAUUUGAAGUGCGAAUUUUGGUUAAACGGCUGAAAGGAUUGGACAUGGGAGGAGAGUUUGAGGGAGAGAGAAAAGUGGGUGUUGAGUUGAAGUGGAAGGGCCAAAAGGGUAUGGGUUUGGGUUCUCUGAGACGCUCGGUGAAGAGGAACUUCACUAAAGAGAGCGAUGUUUCCGAUGAUGGGGUGGUCGAAUGGGACGAAGAGUUUCAGAGUUUGUGUAAUUUUUCGGGUCCCAAGGAGGGUUUGUUUUAUCCAUGGGACCUCACAUUCACGGUCUUCACAGUUAGGAAACUAGGAUUGAAGAGUAGGGCCAGUGUUCUUGGAACUGCAUCAUUGAACCUAGCAGAUCAUGCUUCUUUAACCGAGCAAAAGGAGCUUGAAUUCAACAUUCCUCUUAAUGUCCCCGGUUUCACAUCCGAAAAUAGUAGCUCACUAAGCCUAUGUCUCAGCAUGAUGGAAUGGAAAACUGGUCAAGGGCUUUCAGAGACAGUGCAGGGAUUAAUAUCAACAUCACCAUCACCGUUGUCAUCACCAUUACCGUCACCAUGUUUUCUUUCACCUCGUUAUUCUGAUGCUAUCCCAUCAGAUAAAGAUGAGUUUUCAGCUCUUAAAGCGGGCCUCAGAAAAGUGAAAACUUUUAAAGAAUUUGUGUCUGGUAGAAAAGUUAGAACGAAACGUUGUGAAGAAGAGGGCAGUGAUGGUAGGGCUUCCAUUAGAAGUGACGAUGGUGCUUGCCAUUAUCCAUGCGACACAGAUUCACUUGAUAAUGAUGCUGAGGGGGAGUUGGAGGAGAGCAAGGAGGAUUUUGGUGUUAGGCAUUCUGUCAGUUAUGAAACUUUGGCCCUUGCAAACUGUGCUCGGGGGUCAUUCUAUUCCAAUGCUAAUAUCAAUGAUGAAGAUGAAUGUUGGGUAUAUUAUAGCAACCGUAAAUCGGACGUUGGUUGUUCGCCUCUUGAGAAUUCUAGUUCAAUGGUAUCUGCCCAGAUUUUGCAGCAGGGAUCAAAGCGAAAAAUCUUGUCUUGGAAGAAAAGGAAACUGAGCUUCAGAUCUCCAAAAGCCAAAGGCGAGCCUCUCCUGAAAAAGCAUUACGGAGAAGAUGGUGGGGAUGAUAUUGAUUUCGAUCGCAGGCAGCUUAGCUCCUCUGAUGAAUCCAGUUUUGGGUGGAAUUCCAUGACUGGUGGAUCAUCUGUAUCUGAAUUUGGGGAUGAUAACUUUGCUGUGGGCAGUUGGGAGAGCAGAGAAGUAACAAGCCGCGAUGGGCACUUGAAGCUACAGACGCAAGUCUUUUUUGCUUCAAUUGAUCAAAGAAGUGAACGUGCUGCUGGAGAGAGCGCAUGUACGGCCCUUGUUGCUGUCAUUGCUAAUUGGUUGCAAUCCAAUCCUGAUGAGAUGCCCAUCAAGUCUGAAUUUGAUGGCUUGAUAAGAGAUGGAUCAUCAGAGUGGAGAAACCUCUGUGAGAACGAGGUGUACAUAGAGCGGUUCCCUGACAAACACUUUGAUCUUGAUACAGUCCUGCAAUCUAAGAUCCGUCCUCUUGAUGUAGUCCCAGAGAAAUCCUUUAUUGGUUUCUUCCGACCUGAAGGUCUGGAAGAAGGUGAACUUGACUUCCUUCAUGGGGCCAUGUCCUUUGAUAGCAUAUGGGAUGAGAUCAGCCAUUCUGCAUCACAUUCCUUGUCUAAUGAUCAAUCUCCUUUGAUCUACAUCAUUAGUUGGAACGACCAUUUCUUUGUUCUAAAGGUAGAGCAGGAUGCUUACUACAUAGUUGACACUUUGGGCGAGAGGCUUUAUGAGGGAUGCAAUCAGGCCUAUGUUCUGAAAUUUGACAAAGACACUGUAAUCCGAAGUUUACCAAAUGAGUCUCAAACAUCAGAUGAGAAACCUGCCACCACCACUCCGAAGGGACAAGUCAACAACUCAAAGGAAACAAAAGCUGAAGAAACUCUCUCGGUCAGCCAAAGCGAGUCAGAAAACAAAGAUAAAGAAGAGGUGGUUGUUUGCAAAGGCAAGGAGUCAUGCAAGGAGUACAUCAAGAGCUUCUUGGCUGCAAUUCCCCUAAGGGAACUGCAGGUGGAUCUCAAGAAGGGCUUAAUGGCAUCAACGCCAAUUCAUCACCGUCUACAAAUCGAAUUCCACUACACCGAAUUCCUUCAACCCAUGUCUGAAUAUUCAAUGAAAGAACUGACAGCAGAAGCACCAGCAACAAUGGAAAUGGCACUGGCAGUUGCAUAGUGUUGACUUCAUUGUUCUGAUCCAUUUUGUAUAUCUUUUUUUUGGUGGAGUUUGUGGGGGAAAUGGAUCCAAACAAGAGAUCAUUUUCCAGUACUGCUCUUCUUCUCAUUUUUGUGUUUGUAAAUCUCGGGAAAGGGAAGUAAUUCCCUUUCCUUUGUCCGAUUUAUAGCGCCUUCAUUUGUCUAAUUUGUUCGAUUCCCCUACUCCUAUAAGGAUGAGAAUUUAAAUGAGAAUUCUCAGACCGCUAAUUUUAUUUUAACUUUGAUAGAAUCUCUUAAAAUAAAGAACUUGCAGACAAAAGCAAAGACAGAAAAUCAAGAAAUGUUUAUUUUUUCUA
This is a messenger RNA of Ziziphus jujuba (common jujube), 2961 nucleotides long. RefSeq lists its product as uncharacterized. Lineage: Eukaryota; Viridiplantae; Streptophyta; Magnoliopsida; Rosales; Rhamnaceae. The transcript has 5 exons. Bases 345 to 2624 code for a protein of 759 amino acids. The record is from RefSeq and is a predicted model, not a curated record.